Laetiporus sulphureus 93-53 is the source of this 1188-nucleotide messenger RNA. RefSeq lists its product as uncharacterized. Bases 1 to 1188 code for a protein of 395 amino acids. The transcript has 2 exons. The record is from RefSeq and is a predicted model, not a curated record. Lineage: Eukaryota; Fungi; Basidiomycota; Agaricomycetes; Polyporales; Laetiporaceae.
AUGUCCUCGUCAAGCGCCCAAUCGGCAACCGCAACUGACGUCAAAAUGGAGGUCGCCACUGUAGAGCGUGCCUCCCUGGGGGAGUCUCCGCUGGCUAGUGAAAGUAAUGUCAAACCGUUGCCUGUCUCAGCCUCACCGGGAACUGCGUUCCUGAGGGACUUACUCACCGACCUGGAGAACAUCCUCCAGCGGCCCUUAUGCAUGGUCACUUUGGCCAAAGACCCAGUCAUCACGGAGGACAUCAGCGAGGGCAUCAUCGACAUAGUCGACGCCCUCACAGACACCUUCGCAGACAUCCAGAAUCGAUUCCUCAACAACGAGGAGGUCAUGCACUCGAAAGUUGACAAAGGGGCAUCUGCCAUCUUCGCCGCCAUCAUCCGACAGUGCGCUGGCGACAUGGACCCCUUGGGGGUGCCCGCACAUACUAACUCUGUGCCUGAGCACAUAAAGUCCACCAUCGCAAAGGGCAUCGAGGCAGGCAUCCACGUGGUGACCGUCACCAUUGAUGCGUGCCUAUCUGCCAUCAAAGCCACCCUGGCCCGUUUCCGCCCACUACUGAAGACAGCUGCCAAGGCACCCUCACUGCUGCCACCGCCGACCGACAAAACCUACCACACCUUGCUCACUUCAGAGCAGGUAACCCACAUUUGUGCAACCGCCCUUGCCAUCUGGUAUCAGCGCAUUACCCAGCGAAUUCAGAAAGCAGAAGCCUGGUCGAAGGUAAUUUUUCAUGGCAUGCGCCUUGCCCCAAACAAGAUGCUCCUUACUUUCUCUCAUGACUCUCCAGAUACCCUUAUUCGAGAUGCUCUGCAGGCCAUCUGCAUCAUCCUCAAUCUUGAGCCCCACGCUGCCUCCCCAGUCCUGGCGGGUGCACGCACUGUCAUGCUGCCCCAGGGUUUUUGUCCCGUUCUGCCUACUGUUAAACUGUUCAUUCUGGCGUGCCUGAGGUGCCACCCCGUGAGCAGCUCUCUGCUCACCGGGGAAGAAAUCAUGACCGAACUUCAUACCAACCCCGUCUUCACGGACGUUUACUUCAAUGGCAUACCUGCCUUCACCACCUUUGCGGGGCCGGAGGACACGCGGGAGCGCGCGUCCCUAAUUUUUUCCAUCAAAGACCUCAAGCGGGACUUCUGUUCACGUUUCUUGAUUGGCCACGACAACCGUGGCGAGCCCUCCAUGUCUGUUUAA